This is a messenger RNA of Olea europaea var. sylvestris, 721 nucleotides long. RefSeq lists its product as uncharacterized. The transcript has 3 exons. The record is from RefSeq and is a predicted model, not a curated record. NCBI's taxonomy places the organism in Eukaryota, Viridiplantae, Streptophyta, Magnoliopsida, Lamiales, Oleaceae. The coding region runs from base 104 to 721 and encodes 205 amino acids.
UAAACUACAACAUUUUCACAUCUUCACUUUGUCUGAUAAUCGCUCGCUAAAUUAUAUUCACACUCGCAUCGAUUAUAGAGAUACAAAACGAAAUUUGAAGAGAAUGGUGAAGCUAGCAUCGGCCCGUGAGAGGCGAAUGUACGGGCCGAGAUUGGCCCGGAACAGAUCGGAGUACAUAAACGCCGGGCUAUAUGUAUUUGCGACGAUCUUGCUUCUGACCGGUUUUUGUUCACAGUUAUCCAACGAGCCCAAAUCCGGGCUGGUUCUUCUGCUAAUUGGGUGUGUGAUAAUGAUGGGAGUGAAUAUUCAUGAUCUUGUUGCCCAUCUUGCCAGUAUCGAUUUCCGAUUCCCGUUAAUGGAGUACGAUGUACAAUUCGGGCUUGUCGAAUUUGGUGUGCCACUGCUUUACACAUUGGGCACUAUUUUGUUUUUCCUGGGCAUUCUCUUUCUUUUCAUCCAGGCGGAGAGAGGUUAUGGAACUCUGGAAAGACAUGCUUUAAGCUUGCUUAUUGCUGGUCCAGUUCUUUGGCUGCUUGGAUCAAUCGAUAACUCGUGUCAGAUAUACGAAAGAGCAGGAGGACAUGUUCAAAUCUUGCAGGAAAGCGUUCUUAUCCCGUUCUUGAUGGGCAGCAUGUUAUUUCUUAUUGGCGCUAUUUUAAAUAGCCGAGAGCAGAUUGGAUAUGAUCACCAUGGCUUGGAACUCGUGGUUCAUAACGCCUAG